AUGGACCAAGAGGAGGCUCCACCGCCUUACUCGGCCGUCGAUCCGUUGCUUGCGCCUACGAACAAUCGCAACGGCAGUUCUUCGGCCUCUCUGCGUGGGAAUGUCUCAGCUUCACAGGAUGCCGGUAGCUCGAGCGCUAAUCAAUCUAGAACGCCCUCGCGCCCGACUGUUGUGCCUACCCACUUUACGUCCGCGGUGACCUACUUUGAGGAACGGCCGGCAGCGGCCUUGGAUGCAAGUCAUGAACUUCUUUACCACCAUAUGACUAUAUACCCCCGCAGCUCAGCAAAAGACUUUCCUCGAAGGCCACGAUGCUGGACCUCAACCGUUGACGAUGUCGCCCAACAGGACUGGGACACUUUCUUGCGAUAUCUAUUUCCGCCGCAAUUAGGUUUGGCUGCUGCCUCACAGCACUUGCCCCGGCAGCUGCGCGCCGAGAUCCAGCGAGAUCGCAAAGAUCGGCCGCAGGAGACAGAUGAACAGCGACAAGCUCGGAUCGCAGCCGUGGUGGACGAAUGGAAUCAAUGUUUUUUCGAGCCACGCGCAGCUCGCAUUGACUUUGUCUAUGUUGGCGAAUCCGAUGCAGCCCCAUCGUCUGCUCUUUGUCCUCGGUGUUACCCAGCUGCGACUAGGGCAACACAGAGUCCUGGGGCUGCUGGGGCUCUAGAUGGUCAACAUGCGACAGACCCGAAUACGCCGUCAUCCGUGCCGGGACAGCAAGCACCGUCGCCGACUGGUUGGCCCGUUCCUCCAAAUCAACACUAUCCUUAUUCCCCGUUGCCGGGUCAUUAUGGACCAUUUGGAGGGUUUCCUCCAUUCCCAGGGCAUGGUGCACCUCCCAAUCAUCAACCUCCUCAAUACUAUCCUCCACCACCGCCGCCCCCGGGUGUUCCACCAUGGCAAUGGAACAACUGGGCUUAUAGCCAGCCGCAAUUCGGUAACUCUGGCACCCAGAAGACUGGUGGUCCCCUCGGAUGGAUCUCAUCACUGACAUCCCAGGCGCAAAAAUACGGUGAGCGUUUCGCCGAACAAGCGCAGCAUUACGGGGACCAAAUUAGUACGCAUGCGAUGAAUUAUGGUCGGCAGGUGGAGGAACAAGCCCUAGCGCAUGGAAGAUGGAUUGAGGAGCAGGCACGACUUCAUGGACGCAAGCAAGGUGCACAGCCAUCUGCCCCAUACACUUACCAGCGACCGUCAUGGAACUCGGGCCAGACCACAGAUACCACGCAAAACACACCGACACCUCCAAAUAACCCAAGCACUCCAGCGCGACCCGAGGGCGAAGACCAAUCAUCCAAUCAAACACCAAACCAGACAAAUCAAAAUGCAAAUUUGAAUCAAAGCCGAGACGAGUCCGAUGAUCAAACCAAGGACACCAAGGCCGACAGCAAAGCUCCCAUCAUUGAUCGCUCCCGCCGUGCCUCCAUAAGCUCCAUCUCUUCCGAAUCCUCAUUCAGCUCUAUCGACUCUCUCUCGACAACUUCUGAUCUCAGCCCUUCGGAUCUAGCAACUGUUCGCACGCAGUUGCAAGACCUACAUGACAGGCACGAUCGCACACUAUACGAUGCAGCCGUCGACCUCCGUCGGCAGUUAGAUGUUCUCCAAGAAUCCCGCCGUGAGGCACGCGCAUCUGGGCGUCAGACUUGGCGCAAUGGUUGGCGCAGACAGCAGCCCAAUGGCUCAGAUAGCACUGAUUGGGGCCGGUGGGAAUCACCCGAGCAACAGGAACGCCAAUCAAACGAGCGCCGCGCCAUGAAAGAAGAGAUGCGAGCCACCAGGAAAGCAUUCCGAGACAUCGUGCGCCGGGCGCGCGAAGAUCAGCGCGAUAGGAAGAGGGCGAAACGGAAUCGUCGGCGGCAGGCGCUGGCCAGCGCGGAGAACAAAGCCAAAGACAAGGCUUCGGUGGAAGUACCGAUGGGCAAUUUGGUGCUCGGAGAUACCCCGAAUCCACGUCCGGUUCGUGUUCAGACUGAACCUGUAUUCUCUCAGCAGUCUCAACAAAAUCUAUCCGCGCGACUCAAUGCAAGCUCGGACCUGAGUGCGCAGAGCGCAGUCAAUACGGCAUCCUCUGCGUCGCAGUCCAGCGUGAACGAAUUCCCAACCGAGCUUCCGGGUAGGAAGGCUAGGCCACAGGACCGGUUUAAAGAGAUGCUGAAACCCCGGAGUGCGAAGAAGCAGCAGAAGCCCGGCUCUGAUUCGACAGAUGGGAAGGAUUCAAAGAAGGACUCCGGUGCUUGA
Molecule: messenger RNA, 2238 nt
Organism: Penicillium cataractarum
Lineage: Eukaryota; Fungi; Ascomycota; Eurotiomycetes; Eurotiales; Aspergillaceae
Exons: 1
Coding region: 1-2238 (745 amino acids)
Source: RefSeq, a predicted model, not a curated record